Lipotes vexillifer (Yangtze River dolphin) is the source of this 3712-nucleotide messenger RNA. RefSeq names its product zinc finger protein 624 (gene ZNF624). Lineage: Eukaryota; Metazoa; Chordata; Mammalia; Artiodactyla; Lipotidae. Gene Ontology annotation, biological process: regulation of DNA-templated transcription. Gene Ontology annotation, molecular function: DNA-binding transcription factor activity, RNA polymerase II-specific; RNA polymerase II cis-regulatory region sequence-specific DNA binding. The coding region runs from base 74 to 2674 and encodes 866 amino acids. The transcript has 6 exons. The record is from RefSeq and is a predicted model, not a curated record.
GGCCGCCGACGCCAUUGCUGGAAGAGUUCCCGCACUGCUCUGCGAGCUCCCUGUCCUCAGGCGGCCGCCAGAUAUGUCUUUGCAGGACUCCUGUCUUUCCAGAGAGGGGAGCCCAGAGGAAGAGAUUAUGGCUGCUGUGGUUUUUUCAGUUGGACCUCUGAGUCCUGAAGUUCCCCAGCCAAAUGAAGAUCUUCACCUUCAGGCAGAAGAACAAGAAUUGGUAAAGGAAUCAGUGACAUUUAAAGAUGUGGCUAUAGACUUCACAUUGGAAGAGUGGAGGUUGAUGGACCCUACACAGAGGAAACUGCACAAGGAUGUGAUGCUAGAGAAUUAUAGGAAUCUUGUCUCCUUGGGGCUUGCAGUUUCCAAACCAGACAUGAUAUCUCAUUUGGAGGAUGGAAAAGGACCAUGGGUGGUAGUGAGAGAAACUUCAAAAAACCCCUAUUCAGAGUUGGAGACCAAACCUACAACUAAGAAUGCUAUACCAACAGAGAAUAUUUCUGAAGAAUGUUUAUCACAGGAGACCAUAGUAGAGAAACUCAUAGAGAAUGGUCUAUGGGACACCAAAAUGGGAGGAUUAUGGAAAUGGAGUGACAGGAUAUUGAGAUUGCAAGAUAGUCAAGAAAGUCAUUUGAGUCAAAGAAUAGUUAAACACAAGAAAAUUCCCACUCUUCAAAAAGGCUUUAGAUUUGGAUCUGUUCUUUUUCCAGAACCAGGAGUUAUCACAGAAGAGCCCCACAGCAAAUACCAAACACAUGAGGAAAAUUUUACAGAGAAUUUAGAUUUGAUUACAGACACCCAUCUGGGGAAGAAAAUGUGCAAGGAUACAGAAGGCAACAAAGUCAUAAGCCCUGCUUCAGAACUCACUUUAGAGAAAAAAAACAAUAAUAAAGAAAAACCCUAUAAAUGUAGUACAUGUGAAAAGGCCUUCCGUUAUAGGUCAUUACUCAUUCAACAUCAGAGAACUCACACUAAAGAAAAACCUUAUGAAUGUAAUGAAUGUGGGAAAAUGUUCAGCCAGCCUUCAUAUCUUAGUCAACAUAAAAAAAUUCACACUGGAGAAAAGCCCUAUAAAUGUAAUGAAUGUGGAAAGGCCUUCAUUGCUUCUUCAUCCCUUAUGGUGCAUCAGAGAAUUCAUACUAAGGAGAAACCUUAUCAGUGCAAUGUCUGUGGAAAAUCUUUCAGCCAGUGUGCCCGCCUUAAUCAACACCAGAGAAUUCAAACUGGAGAGAAGCCCUAUAAAUGUAGUGAAUGUGGGAAAGCUUUUGGUGAUAAAUCAAAACUUGCAAGACAUCAGGAAACUCACAAUGGAGAAAAACCCUACAAAUGUAAUGAUUGUGGGAAAGCCUUUAGGAAUAAGUCAUAUCUUAGUGUACAUCAGAAGACCCAUACUGAAGAGAAACCAUAUAAAUGCAUUGAGUGUGGGAAAUCUUUCAAGAAUACCACAAUCUUUAAUGUUCAUCAGAGAAUUCAUACUGGAGAGAAACCCUUUAGAUGUAAUGAGUGUGGGAAAGCCUAUAGAAGUAAUUCAAGCCUUAUUGUACAUAUAAGAACUCAUACUGGGGAAAAACCCUAUGAAUGUAAUGAAUGUGGGAAAGCAUUCAAUCGUAUAGCAAAUUUCACAGAACAUCAGAGGAUUCAUACAGGAGAAAAACCCUAUAAAUGUAAUGAAUGUGGGAAAGCAUUCAUUAAUUAUUCAUGCCUUACUGUACACCACAGAAUGCAUACAGGAGAGAAACCUUAUAAAUGUAAUGAAUGUGGAAAGGCCUUCAUGCGUUCUUCAUCUCUAAUUAUACAUCAGCGAAUUCAUACUGAGGAGAAACCUUAUCUCUGUAAUGAAUGUGGGGAAUCUUUCAGAAUAAAAUCACACUUAACUGUACAUCAGAGGAUUCAUACUGGAGAGAAACCAUAUAAAUGUACGGACUGUGAGAGGGCAUUUACCAAGAUGGUAAAUCUCAAGGAGCACCAGAAAAUUCAUACUGGUGUGAAACCCUACAACUGCUAUGAUUGUGGAAAAUCCUUCAGAACUAAGUCAUACCUUAUUGUACAUCAAAGGACCCAUACUGGAGAAAAACCAUAUAAGUGUAAUGAAUGUGAGAAAGCUUUCACUAAUACAUCACAGCUUACUGUGCAUCAAAGAAGGCAUACUGGAGAAAAACCCUAUAAAUGUAAUGAGUGUGGGAAGGUUUUCACAAGUAACUCAGGGUUUAAUACCCACCAAAGGACACAUACCGGGGAGAAACCAUUUAAAUGUAAUGACUGUGGCAAAGCAUUUAGCCAGAUGGUACAUGUCACAGAACAUCAGAAAAUCCAUAGUGGAGAGAAACCCUAUAAAUGUGAUGUCUGUGGAAAAGCCUUCAGGAGAGGUUCAUACCUUACAGUGCAUUGGAGAACACAUACUGGAGAAAAGCCCUAUACAUGUAAGGAAUGUGGGAAAGGUUGUAUUACUCUGUCACAGCUAACUCUACAUCAGAGAAUUCAUACUGGGGAGAGGCCCUAUAGAUGUGAAGAAUGUGGAAAAGCCUUCAGAACUAACUCAGACUUCACUGUACAUCUGAGGAUGCACACUGGAGAAAAACCCUAUAAAUGUAGUGAGUGUGGAAAAGCCUUUAGGAGUAGCUCAAGCCUUACUGUACAUCAAAGAAUACAUCAGAGAGAAGCUCAAUUAAUAUAGAGGACAGUAAAUUAUCAUCCAGAUAUGACAAGAAUCUUAUAAACUGUAUAUUUUAUGAAUGUGGGAAAAUGUUCAGGAGCAAUUUGCCAGAAAGUACACACUUCAUAAAUAUAAGAAUGUAGAAAAGCAAUUGGUCAUAUUAAAUCUUAGAAGUUAUAAGAAAAUUCAUAAUAAAAAGGGCAAAUGAAAGCCUUCAUCCAAAUUUCAUAUUUUAUUCAUUUAACUAAUUAUCGUCAAUGAAUUGCCUAUUUUUUUGCCGAUUUUCUUAUUGGUUUAUAUUUCUUAUAAAUCUGGAGGUGCUCUUAAUAUAUUUGAGAUAUCAUUUGACAUAUGUGUUGCAAAUGUUUUUCUUAACCUAGUAUUUGUUUUUGUACUUUUUUAUGUAGUAAAAGAUUUUUAAGUCUUUAAUUUUUCAUAGUAAAAUAUUUACAUCUUUUCUUUUUUAUAUUCUUUAUUUACUCUUUUAGUAAUCCCCAGGUUAUAUAUAGUCUCCUAAAUUUGUUUCUAAUAUUCUGAUAAUUUUAUUUUUUACAUUGAAGUUUUAAUCCAUCUGGACUAGAUGGCUCUUCAUAGAAGAACAACUCCAGAUGCAUUAACCUAUGAAAAUAUUAUGAACCUAAAUAAACAAUACUCAGGGAAACGCGAAUUGAAACAACCAAUGAUAUGUUACUUCCACUUCAUGGAGUUGGCAAAAAUUAAGAGAUCUUUUGCUAGUGGAGUUUGGCAAACCAUAUACUCUUACCAAAUGGUUAUAUCAACUUAUAUUUCCACCAGCAAUCCAGCGGUAUAUAUUUUUUUAAUUCUUAAGUAAAAUUUUAAAAGCACUUUGACCCAGCAGUCUCACUUUUGGGGAAUCUGCCCCGCAGAAAUAAUAGCAUCAGUGCAAAAGCAUAUGUAUAAAUAAGGAUGUUUAUUAAAGUAUUGUUUGUAGAGACAAAGAAGAAACCUAACUGGAGACAAAAUGAAUGCCAAUUAAUAGGGGAAUGGGUGAAUAAAUUGUGAUAUAGCCAUACCAUGGAAAAGUAUGAGAGUAAUUUU